Molecule: messenger RNA, 3198 nt
Organism: Colletotrichum costaricense
Lineage: Eukaryota; Fungi; Ascomycota; Sordariomycetes; Glomerellales; Glomerellaceae
Product: serine/threonine protein kinase
Exons: 2
Coding region: 1-3198 (1065 amino acids)
Molecular function (GO): ATP hydrolysis activity
Source: RefSeq, a predicted model, not a curated record
AUGACGCCAGAAGUCCUACGACUUUCUUUGGAGAAUGUCGAUUUCCGGCUUCCGACACAAGUCACAGACGACAAUAGUGUUACAGCACUCAAAAGUUUAGUCUUCGAGCCCCUCCUCCGAUGGCAGUCCCAUGGCCGCGUUGAGCCUGGGCUUUUUGACCGAUGGGAGCGGUCCCCCGAUGCCCGAAUCUGGCAAUUUCACAUCCGAGAAGACGCCUGCUUUCAUGAUGGCGAGCCUUGCAAGGCUAAAGACAUCGUCACUUACAUCAAUGGCCUCCUGGACUCAAGAGACUACUUUGGCAUGCGCUGGAGUUACAGCCGCUAUUUCUCGCAAACCAAAUUCUCUGCCGAGGAUGAUCGGACUGUAAAGGUGACAAAUGCGGAACCAUUCGCGGAUAUCGAGGGUAUCUUCUGCGAGUUUUGGCCUUCUCGCAUCGACAAGAAUGGCAAGCCGGUGCUUGGAACGGGCCCAUUCCGUGUCAUCGAGUUCGAGCGGAAAGAUAGCACGGGUAGAGCCGUUUUGCAGCGGCUGAAUCCGACGCGACAUGGCUCACCUCAUACUAUCAUAGCGACGAUGGAACCAAAUGCUGCCGAAAGACUUCGGCUUCUGCGUGCGGGAGAGGUCGAUGCUGCCCUCAAUCUGGAGCGGGUAGCUAAUCUUGACCUUCUCAAUUUCGACUCUGGAUUUCGAUGGGGAAGAGUGGCAAGCACCCUAUCGGCUAUUUACUAUCUCAACUGCACGGAUGGUAUCUUUACUUCACCAGACGCACGUCUGGCUGUGAACCUUGCGUUGGACAAUGACGCAUUGGUAAAGGAAGUAUACCAUGGGUUCGCAAAGUCAUCCGCUACAAUCGUCAGCCCCUAUCAUCUUGGCUUCCCAGAAUCACAAUUGCAACACAUUCCCUACGACCCCGACAGGGCCAGGGAUCUCCUGAAAGAUUUCGACAAAGGCACACAUCUUGUCUUGAGAACCCCAGUAUACAUGCCAGAGCAUGCCCAAAAGAUCUCGAAAUUCGUGGCAUCAUCCUUGGAGGCCGUUGGCUUUCAGGUCGAAAUCAAGGUUGAGACCAAUAGACCAGAAUAUGCUCGCCAAAUCGGACUCAAAAAAGAGAUUGGAAGCCUCGCGUUGUUUGACUCAACCCCAAACAGCACCUUUCGCGUUUUGGAUGAUAAGAUCUCCAUCUUACCAGAUGGUGCGACUGUCGAUUUAUCGAAAGGUUACAUCCCACUACUCGCACGAUACACUUUCGAAGACAAAGCCGCCCAAGGUCUACGGAAGCGCAAGGCCGGUGACAAGUCUGAAAAUCCGAUUCACUUCUCUGCUCUUGAACUAGUCCGCGACAACUCGAUCUUGCUCUUGACGGGACCCAGCGGGAGCGGGAAGACUACAUUUGCUAAGCACCUCUGCCACAGCCUAGCUUCCUCUGGAUUCAGCAAUGCGCGACCACUACCUCGAAACGACCUAGGUGAUAUCAAGGAAGAGAAUUGGGGUGCCAGCAGAUUGUCUCCGUGCUAUUUCUCACUGAGUGGUACCGAGUCUCUGAAACGGUUGGCUGAUGUAACAAUUCCACAACUUCUUGGCGCAUCUGGUUCUCAGCACGAGCAUCUGCUCAUCGUCCUCGAUGAUCUCCAGACCGCAGGGGAUGAACUGAUCUCUGUUCUGGCAAAAACACUGGCCCUAAUACGAGAGCGAACCUACACCAAGCUACUCUUGCUUGGCGAUACAGAUGUCCUUGACCGCUGGAGCUUCUCGGCCGUCGUGCGACACGAGUUGCUUCCCUUGCUAGAGUGUCAAAGAAGGGAGGCAGUGCGUUCUCACCUGAAUUUGGAUCCGUCGACUAUCAUAACAACUGGCAUGGGUGAAGCUGCGUCGAGCCCGGCCAUGUUUGCUCUCGCGGUUCAAGCCAAUCACUCUGGAAACUGUGCCGAGGAGCUGCUAGAUGCGUGGCUUUCGUCCACCCACUCGCAGCCAGAUGCUGCAUCGCUUCUAGCAGAGAGGUCAUACAAGCUGAUAUUCCACAGCUCAUUAACCACCGGUCCGACUGAGAUGUCGUUGACCGCGAUUCAGCCCAAUCCUGCCUUGCGAAGCCUGACGGUGCAACGGCUCCUAGCUGCGCGGCACCUAGCUGAUUUGACACCGCAAAUCGCUGUCGGCCUCUUUCGUGAUCAGCCUCAUGCUUCGGAUGAUGUUCUAAGAAGCUGCUUGUCGCGUCUCAGCUCCUUACAUGGGUCUGGCGUUCUUGUCGACGGGCUCCUCGGGGGCACACCAGCUGACGCUAAGCGCGCUGCCUUACUGGUGGCUGGCCUUAUUCCAUUAUCCGCGGAAGUCGAAAACAAGGUUAUGAAGCUGCUUCUAGAAAUCGUCGAGAACGGAGAUUGCUCGGCUGGUGAACGCGAGAAAGCCGGUCGUCUACUGUCAAAGUCUGGCGACCCGCGAGAUCUGACUGAACUCGCAGAGGUUCCCGCCGGAAGCUUCAUGAUGGGCUCUGAAAGUCAUCCCAAUUCGCAGCCUCUGAGUAGAGUUUCGCUCGAGAGGUUUCGCAUCGGUGUCUAUCCUGUCGUCAACAGAGACUACGCCGCCUUUGUGAAGGAAACUAGCCGCGAAUGGCUCAGUCCUGGUGGCAAGGACCCGGAGAAAGCAAAUGCACCAGCGACCGAUCUUACAUGGCAUGAUUCAAGGGCUUACUGUCAAUGGCUCACAGAAAGGUGGAGAGAAGAAAAAAAGAUCAGUUCGAAUGAGCACGUGAGGCUUCCUUCAGAGCCAGAGUGGGAGUGCGCGGCCAGGGGUGGCCGGGAUGAGACGGGCACUGAAGGGUUGGCUUUUCCUUGGGGCACAGAUUGGCAGGAACAUACUGCCAAUAGCGACGAGACUGGCUUCAAUACGACCUGUGCUGUUGGUCUCUUCCCAAGGGGGCUCUCGCCGUACGGCUGCCACGAUAUGGCGGGGCAUGUAUGGGAAUGGUGCUCAACUCUCUGGGGCGAGGACAUGACGAUGCCAGCUUUCCAGUACCCUUGGCGGGAUGAUGGGCGAGAGUCUUUAGAUGCCUCGAACCAUGUUCGAAGAGUACUGAGAGGCGGAUGCUUCUCGAGUCCCAAGUUGAAGGCAAAUUGCACGUAUCGAGGUAGCCUCGAACCAACAGGAUUCUGGAGAGGCAAUGGGUUCCGCAUCGUUGUUGCGCCGCUAGACUCACAAGAUUAA